Molecule: messenger RNA, 1490 nt
Organism: Ficedula albicollis (Collared flycatcher)
Lineage: Eukaryota; Metazoa; Chordata; Aves; Passeriformes; Muscicapidae
Gene: MVD
Product: mevalonate diphosphate decarboxylase
Biological process (GO): isopentenyl diphosphate biosynthetic process, mevalonate pathway; isoprenoid biosynthetic process
Cellular component (GO): cytosol
Molecular function (GO): diphosphomevalonate decarboxylase activity; ATP binding
Source: RefSeq, a predicted model, not a curated record
GCGGCCGGCGGCGGCGGCGGCAGCGAUGGCGGCGGAGCGCGGCCCGGCCAUGGCCACCUGCACGGCCCCCGUGAACAUCGCCGUCAUCAAAUACUGGGGCAAGCGUGACACCGACCUCAUCCUGCCCAUCAACUCCUCCCUGAGCGUGACGCUGCACCAGGACCAGCUCAAGACCACCACGACAGCGGCCGCCAGCCGGGAUUUCACCGAGGACCGGCUGUGGCUCAACGGGAAGGAGGCGGACGUGGGGCACCCGCGGGUGCAGGCGUGUCUGCGCGAGGUGCGGCGCCUGGCCCGCAAGCGCCGCGGGGGUGGAGAGGACGCGGCCGCGCUCAGCCUUUCCUACAAAAUCCACAUCGCCUCCGAGAACAACUUCCCCACGGCCGCCGGGCUCGCCUCGUCUGCCGCCGGCUACGCCUGCCUGGUGUCGGCGCUGGCCCGGCUCUAUGGGCUGGAGGAGGAGCUGUCCGAGGUGGCGCGGCGGGGCUCGGGCAGCGCCUGUCGCAGCAUGUUCGGCGGCUUUGUGCAGUGGCAGCGCGGGGAACGCCCCGAUGGCACCGACAGCCUCGCCCUCCAGGUGGCCCCCGAGACGCACUGGCCGGAGCUCCGUGUCCUCGUCCUGGUGGUCAGUGGGGAGAAGAAGCCGGUGGGCAGCACGGUGGGGAUGCAGACCAGUGUGGAGACCAGUCCCCUGCUGAAGCACCGGGCAGAGUCGGUGGUCCCUGAGCGCCUGGCCCAGAUGAUGAGGCACAUCCAGGAGCGGGACUUUGAGGGCUUUGGCCAGCUGGCCAUGAGGGACAGCAACCAGUUCCACGCCACCUGCCUCGACACCUUCCCGCCCAUCUUCUACCUCACCGACCUGUCGCGCCAGAUCAUCGCGCUGGCGCAUCGCUACAACGCCCACCACGGCCACACCAAGGUCGCCUACACCUUCGACGCCGGCCCCAACGCCGUCAUCUUCGCGCUGGCCGACACCGUGGCCGAGUUUGUGGAGGUGGUGAGGCGCAGCUUCCCCCCUGCCGCCACGGCCUUCGACGCCGGCCCCAACGCCGUCAUCUUCGCGCUGGCCGACACCGUGGCCGAGUUUGUGGAGGUGGUGAGGCGCAGCUUCCCCCCUGCCGCCAACGGGGACCAGUUUGUGCGGGGGCUGCCCGUGGGCUCGGCCGCGCUAGCAGGGGGAGCCCUGCAGGCAGUGGGGUUCCCCGGUGUCCCUGACCCGUGUCCUGCCCCACAGCCUGGCCCUGGUCCCCAGCUCGUGGAUGAUCCCAGCCAGCACCUGCUGGGAGCGGAUGGGCUGCCCCGGAGCCGUGCCUGACCCUGGUGACACUGGGACAGCCUGGACACACUGAAAGGACUCUGCUGGUGCCAGCAGCGGGCCUCAGGACCCUGAGCCAGGCCUGCUGCAAGGCUGUCCCCAGCCCUGGGGCAGGAUGUGACCCCGGGGCUGGUUUUUUAAGCUUUUGUAAGGAAAUAGAGGGUUCCUGUUUCCA